Molecule: messenger RNA, 1517 nt
Organism: Drosophila simulans
Lineage: Eukaryota; Metazoa; Arthropoda; Insecta; Diptera; Drosophilidae
Source: RefSeq, a predicted model, not a curated record
GCACUUGACUUAUGACAUUAGAGCGCAGACACAAAUCUUUAUGAGCCGCGCUCUCCUGCCAGGACGUAAGUAAGAAAAACUACAGUUUCCACUUAGCGGCGGUCCAAGUCCAGCCACACACUCUCACACAUCCUGCGAGGAUACACUGUGAAUGGCAGUUGCGAGUGGACAGUCACAAAAACGGCAAACACUUUGCACUGAGAAAAUGCGAAAGAAAGCCAUACAUCCGUAUUUACAGAUGUAGUUGCUUAUAUGUCUUAAAUUUAUAAUUACAAAUAUUAAGAAAAUAACCCUUUGACUUGGGUGACUUAUAGAGAGAUUACUGCAAAAAACCCUUUACUUUUUAACAGUGCACACUUCAGGCCAGUGAAGCAGCCAGACUGACGCAUUGUUGUGGUCAUAAGUCAGAGUGUGGACAAAAAACCUGUGCACUGAGUUGAAAAUCUUAAAGAUAAAUAAAGACCAGAGGACUUUUCAGAGUGGAAGCCUGAACUUUGACCCCAAAACCGGCAACCGCAAAAGGCGGCACACAAACCAAAGACGACGAGAGAAAGUCGGCGAAAAGAUGAGCAGAACAGAACGAUUAUGACGCUGCCGGCGCCCAGCGAAGCGCGACUGAUGAAGCCCACUUAGAGGUGUCCCUGCUCCUUGUUCCUCCUCCGCCCCGCCAGCUUCCCUUUGGCUUUUCCUGCUCAUUUUCCAUUUGCCUGCUCCUCUUCGCAUGGACAGUGGUCAGCAGUCCUUGGCAACAUUUGCCGUUGACAGAGUGCUGGAACACGAAGAUGGAAAGCGGAGAGUGAAAAAAGGAAAAAUAUGAUUGAUGUAUUCGACUACGGGAAUACCUGGUACUAUCUUUCUACUAUUGAUGGUGAACAUGAGACACUUCCUUGGAACGUUUAUCCAUAUAACUUUCCACUUGCACACUUUUAGCUUUCCCUCAGAAACCUUAAAGCCUUGAGAGAUCCCAAUAUACCCUCUUAGUUAUCGGAUACCACGUAUAAAAAUCAAGGAGCAGCAGCUGUGUGAGUCAGUGGCCGUGGAGACGUGUGUUGGGCUACUUGGGGUCGUCUGGACAAACAUUACCCAUCGUCGGACACCACCGGACAUGACCAAAUGAAAAUGUGUAAGGCUGCCCCUGGCGAAGUCGUCGUCGUCGCCUCCGCCGCACAAUUAUUACUUCAACUUUUCAUUUGGGUCUCUCCACUCUGCGGGUUUUUCUGGAGUCUGGAGGUGCUGCAGGAAACCAGGAUGGCCGGAUGGAAGGAUACUCCUGGCCACGGCUUGUAAUUUCGCUUCCUGCGUCUCAUUUUUCAUAUUUCAGCGCUUUGAGUGCCAUUUGGCAAACUGCAAAACUGGAAACGGCAAAGCAAAAGGCGACUGGCCAACAAGGGAGAAGGAUUGGAAUGGGUGAGUGUGGGACAUGUUCUUGUGCCAACAGACAAACCUCAAAGUGGAAUCAGGAAGGGCGCUGCCAUCCAAAGACUGGGAGCACCAUAACCAGGGUCACUUCUCUGUAG